UCUAAAGAGCCAGCCUGCCAUGCCAGCGCCAGGGCCAGCCUUGUGCAGCCUCUCCUCAAGCCCCUCGUCGUCCUCCUCGUCCUAUAUAUUCACACGAACACACACACACAAAGCCAGCCUUGGCACCACCACAAAGCCUGAAAUCGGUCGCUGCGCAUUACACAGGAGCCAGCAGCAAGCGAGCGAGCGAGCUGCACCUUUGCCACAACCAUGAUCAAGCUGGGGUACUCCAAGAGGCUGUUCAAGAGAAGCACCUCCUCGUCCAAGCAGCAGCAGCAGCAGGCGGCCGCUUGUGGCGGCGGCGACAAUGGCGUCGGUGGCGGCGCCGGGGAGAUUGAGUGGGAGGUGAGGCCCGGAGGGAUGCUGGUGCAGAAGAGGAACGGGAGGGGCGGCCAGGAGAUGGUCACUGUCAGGGUGUCCACCGGCUUCUCCUGGCAUGAUGUGUCCAUUGCAGCCACCUCCACUUUUGGGGAGCUGAAGGUGAUGUUAUCCAUGAUAACAGGACUGGAGCCUCGGGAGCAGAGGUUGCUGUUCAGGGGCAAAGAGAGAGAUGACACUGAUCACCUCCACAUGGUUGGGGUGAGGGACAAGGACAAGGUCCUCCUCCUAGAGGACCCGGCCCUCAAGGACAUGAAGCUCCGAGCUCUCUCGGCCCAAGUUACGCGGAGCUCGUGCCAGCCUUUUAUCCAAGUGUAACUCGGAUCAGCCCGUUACCGUGCUAACUAUCACCACUACUUAUUAGUUAUAAGAUCGUGUUACUAUUUAGUAUCGUGAAGGUACUUUUAAUUUCUGGAAGGUUUUAUUAUAUCCGGAAUCCAAGGGGUUUGUUCUCUAAACCCCUCUUAGUCCACUCUUAGUGCCACUCCAUGCAAGGGCUAAGGGUCCCUGAAGAUGAGAGUGAGAGAGCCUUUUAAUCAUGUUGUAGCUUGUUGCAAGUGUCAGCCAUGGUGGUUGUGAUGUGAUUUGUUGAAGCCUAGUAUUGGGAUUCUUUUUAUGGUCCCGACUACUGUGGUCAUUUCUCAUUCCUACCUACAUGCAUGGGUCAUGGAUAGGCAUGAGAAAAGAUUGUAUGUAUCUUGUGUUCCUGUUCCCAAUGAAUGAAUGGAUGAAAUAACCAAACGUGUGUCCCUUUC
Messenger RNA from Sorghum bicolor (sorghum), 1133 nucleotides. RefSeq names its product BAG family molecular chaperone regulator 1. The coding region runs from base 211 to 696 and encodes 161 amino acids. NCBI's taxonomy places the organism in Eukaryota, Viridiplantae, Streptophyta, Magnoliopsida, Poales, Poaceae. Gene Ontology annotation, molecular function: protein binding. The record is from RefSeq and is a predicted model, not a curated record. The transcript is spliced from 2 exons.